Molecule: messenger RNA, 1863 nt
Organism: Sesamum indicum (sesame)
Lineage: Eukaryota; Viridiplantae; Streptophyta; Magnoliopsida; Lamiales; Pedaliaceae
Source: RefSeq, a predicted model, not a curated record
AUGGAACCCUGGAACAAUCAGAGCAAAGGCAUUUCGCCGAGUUACAAGGCUCGUCUCACCCUAAUAUCAAGAGCAACAACAGAUAGAGCUGUUGCGGAAGGUGCUCAAAAAGAAGAUCUCGCAGGAGAAGCCCUUCAAGUGGUGGAAACUUUGGAGGAUUUAACAGAAUACAUCAAGAAAUUCUUGAGUUCCAUAGACGAGGGACGUAUAAACGUGUUGCCGUAUGAUACAGCAUGGGUUGCUCUUAUUAGAGAUAUUCAUGGAGAAGAUAGUCCCCAGUUUCCGGGCAGCCUUGAAUGGGUGGCGCAAAAUCAGCUGCAGGAUGGUUCUUGGGGCGAAGAACAUGUUUUCUCGGCUUACGAUCGCCUUCUCAAUACUCUGGCAUGUGUAGUUGCGCUCAAAACAUGGAAUGUUCAUCCUCACAAGAGUCAGAAAGGAAUAGCAUAUAUUAAAGAGAACAUACAUCAACUUGAGCAUGCAAACGCUGAGCACAUGACCUGCGGAUUUGAGAUCGUGUUUCCGGCCCUUCUGCAAAGAGCCCGAGAUAUGGGAAUUCAUGAUCUUCCCUAUGAUGCUCCUGUUCUGCAAGAGAUUUAUGCUGCAAGAAAUCAUAAACUGGCUAGGAUCCCAAAGGAGCUGAUGCACAAAGUACGAACAUCAUUACUGUUUAGCUUGGAAGGUCUGGAAGAUUUGGAGUGGCAAAAGCUUCUCAAGUUGCUGGAACACGAUGGUUCAUUUCUUUCCUCUCCAUCAUCAACUGCCUUUGCAUUCAUGGAGACUAAAGAUGAGAAUUGCCUCAAAUAUAUCAACUACAUAGUACAAAAAUUUAAUGGAGGAGCACCCAACGUAUACCCUGUCGACAUUUUUGCACGACUUUGGGCAGUAGACAGACUGACUCGACUAGGAAUUUCCCACUUGUUUGAGUCUGAGAUCAAGAAUUGCUUGGAAUAUGUCCACAGCUUUUGGGGUGAAAAAGGACUUUUCUCCGGACGGAAGUCGGAAUUUUGUGAUGUCGAUUGUACUGCUAUGGGAUUCAUGCUUCUAAGAUUGCAUGGAUUUAACGUUAGCCCAGAUGUACUGAAAAAAUUCAAGAAGGAUGAUGGAUUCAGUUGCUUUUAUGGUCAGACAUUUGAGUCGUUGUCUCCUAUAUUUAACCUUUAUCGGUCGUCUCAGGUCCUAUUCCCCGGAGAGAAAAUUCUUGAAGAAGCCAAUGCCUUCUGCAAAAAAUUCAUACAUGAAAAAAUUACCAGCAAUCAACUUCUUGAUAAAUGGCUUAUAUCCCCACAUUUUGCCGAUGAGGUAAAGAACGGCUGGGAAAUACCAUGGUAUGCCAGCUUACCCCGUGUUAUAGCUUGCUUAUAUAUAGAGACUUAUUGUGGCUCCGACUAUAUAUGGAUUGGCAAGUCUUUGUACAGGCUGCCAGAUAUCAACAACGACGCCUACCUUGAGCUUGCGAAAUUAGACUUCAACAGAUGCCAGGCUCUACAUCAAACCGAGUGGAAUCAUAUGCAAGAAUGGUAUGAAAACUCAAAUCUUCAAGAACUUGGAAUAAGCCAAAAAGACGUGCUUGCUGCUUUCUUUUUGGCAGCUGCAAGCGCAUUUGAACCGGAGAGAUAAGAGAGAAGUGGAUGGGCUAAAUCUCGCAUUAUCUCCAAGAUUAUUACAUCAUAUUUCAAUCGAGAAACCACUUCGCCAGAAGAGAAAGCUGCAUUUUUAGCAGAGUUCAGAGACAGCAGCAUCAGUGCCCAGCCUAAAACAAACAGGUCGCCUUCUAACCUAUCUCUCUUCUUCUUAUACUGCAUCAUUGUAAAUUCAAUGUAUCAGUCCCAAAUGCAUGAAAAAUAUCUGAUUAUAUAUUGCUGA